UUGAUGGAGCACAAAUUUGCCGGCGAAUUCAGUGCGAUGGCUGAGCGUUCUCAAAUGUGUAACUAUGCCACCAUCAUCUCUGAAGCUGCGGAAGGCACUGGUUUGGCAUUUGUUGUCUUCACGGAGGCAAUUCUGAGAUUCCCAUUCCCGCCGGCAUGGUCUAUACUCUUCUUCUUGAUGCUUCUUUCGCUUGGUCUCGGGAGCAUGUUCGGCACACUUGAAGGUGUAAUCACCUCGCUCAAUGAUUCACAUCUCAUUACGGUGACCAAGCCGGUAUUAACCGGUGUGCUUUGUGCUUCCGCCUGUCUCAUCGGAUUGCUUUUCUCCACUAGGGCUGGACAAUAUUGGGUCGCUUUAUUCGACUCAUUCGCCGGUUCCUACGCGCUAAUGUGCGUUGCGUUCUUUGAGGUGAUCGCGGUGGUCUACGUCUACGGAUACAGACGCUUCUCCCGAGACAUCGAAUUUAUGACCGGCUCCAUCCCCGGGCAAUACUGGCUGAUCACUUGGCGUUUUGUCGCUCCAAUCAUCAUGGCUGUACUGUUUACCUGCAGCGUUGUUCAAUGCUUCUCCAAGGCUACCACCUACUACGCGUACAAUAAGGAAACGGUACUACGGCUUUCAAAAUUUUUCUAUUGGAUCAUAGAUUGGCUAUAA
This is a messenger RNA of Cylicostephanus goldi, 654 nucleotides long. Lineage: Eukaryota; Metazoa; Nematoda; Chromadorea; Rhabditida; Strongylidae. The record is from the annotation of a GenBank genome assembly.